Mycetomoellerius zeteki is the source of this 4567-nucleotide messenger RNA. RefSeq names its product Fancd2 (gene Fancd2). Gene Ontology annotation, biological process: homologous chromosome pairing at meiosis; mitotic intra-S DNA damage checkpoint signaling; interstrand cross-link repair. Gene Ontology annotation, cellular component: condensed chromosome; nucleus. The record is from RefSeq and is a predicted model, not a curated record. Bases 24 to 4532 code for a protein of 1502 amino acids. NCBI's taxonomy places the organism in Eukaryota, Metazoa, Arthropoda, Insecta, Hymenoptera, Formicidae. Gene Ontology annotation, molecular function: DNA polymerase binding. The transcript has 15 exons.
CCGAAAGGAAUUCUAAAUUCACUAUGGAUAAAAGAAAAUUGAUAUUAAGAAACAGUUUACAUAAAGAUGUACAAUCAAGUAAUCAAUCGUUGGAGAGAAAUGACUCUAGCGAUAAACAAAUAGAUUCUUACGUGACCAAUGUUGCAACACAGGAAAGGAGUGAAUCUUUUUUUGAAGGCAGAUUGUCAGAUAGCAGGUCAACAACAUUAAAACUCUUAAAUAUUAGUUCCAAAGAAAAGAAUUUAUCUAUUAAAGGUAAAAAAAGAAAUUUUUGUGAUACUGAGAAUAUAUCAGAAACAGAUGAGUAUCCAGUUACCUCUAAAGUAUUGAGGACAUCGAAACAACUUAAUAGUCAAGCGUCGGCAAAUACAUCUUCUAGCCAAGAGAAUAUUCAUUUGCCAAGAAACCGUGUAAAGAUGACAAAUAAGACUUUGGACACUGCUAAUCCAUCUGUAGAAAAAUCAGUUACAUCGAGAAGUGGAAGUGUGAAUUAUUUAUCAGAAGAUUCAGCUUCAGAUAAUAAUUUUGACUUUUCAUACAAUGAUCGUAACAUUGCAAAGAAGAAACAGAAUAAAACUGCACUUAAUAGAAACACAAAGUGUAUUACUCCAGAUACUAAUAUCAGUCAUAGUUCUCCUAGAAAAAUAUAUCAAGAAUCAUCCACUAGUAGAACACUUAUAGAACCUCGUAUUUCUCAGAAAAAACAAGAUAAAGAAUUGCAACCAGCUUCAAAGUCAAAUAAGCAACAUCUUUCAAAAAAGCAAGUUUUUCAGGAACCAUCUAUUUUUUUUAAUUUUUUACAAAAAUGUGGUAUCAUAUUGUCAACUGACAUACAUACACUUGUUGUUCCUCCAUCCAUUGCCAAAUGGAAGAUGAGAAAAGUUUUAAAUUCAAAGCAAUACAAAAAAAAGGAUGUAAUUGAUUCGAUAGAGGAAUAUAUUAUACGUGAAGAAAAUUUUGUGAACAUGUUAAAUGAUAUGGAAAAAUCUACUGAUAAUAAUAGUUUCAGUGUUCUAAGCAAAACAACUCUUGCAAGAAUUCUGUUAGAAGUUCCAGAAAUUCAAGCAGAUGUAUAUAAUAUGUUCAUAUCUAAACUUAAUGAAUCUGUUCUUUUAGUAGAUACUCUAGAGGAGAUACCUUGGGCUGUAUUAUUAUUACAACAAUUUCGUUUUUUGGAUACUAUAACUGAUAUUGAUAUACUAACUACAAACAUACAACAGCUAUUAGAAACAUGUCCAUCGUGGUUUCAAUGUGAACUUAUUUUAUUUCUGCCUGAUAUUUUGUCAGAUGCUCAGCAUCAGAUUAUCGUUGAAGUUUUAACGAAAAUGUUGGAGGAAAAUUGCGAGUUGAUAAAUGCAAUUUUGAAUUGUGUUGCGAGUUUUAAUCUUGGCAAGGAGUAUUUGGAAGAAUAUCAAAUUAAAAUAUUACAUUUGUUAAAAACAAAUAUAAAACUAGAACUUAUACCAAUUAUUAUCAGAUUUCUUUUAAACGAUUGUGUAUGUUCUGAUAUUAUCAAACAAAUGUUGCUUAUAUUGCGUAAUGUAGAAAUGCAGCCUCUUGCUGGUGAUGAAGCUAAAAACUGUUACAAAAAUCAAGUACGAAUAGUUAAAACAUUAAAGAUGUGUAUGUUAUUAGCUAAAGACGUGACGGAUACUGCGAUAACAGUUAUAAAAAAUAUUAAUAAAAAUCCAAAACCAUUGGAUUUAAUUAUUUUGAUUUUAAUAUAUUCUGGGACAAUAAAGCAAAAAAAUGCAGAAGCCUUGUUGAAACAAAAUAUACGAUGUGGUUUUUACAGGAUAAGUCUGCUUCAUACGCUUUACAAUGAUUAUAAAGAGGUUGUUCGUGAAUUACAAACACCAAUAUUACAAUUAGCGAGUAAACUAUUAAAGUCUGAAGAACGUGUGUUUAUUAUUUUUGCAAUAGAAUGGUUCCGAUUACAGUUUCUCAGUCAAAAAGAAACAUCGUUUAAGCAACGUGAGAUUAUAAAAAAUAUCAUUCUUGUUAUGGGUAAUAAUGAUCAAACUGUGAAACAUGCACUGACUGUACUUUGCAAAAUGGCAGAGAAUGCAAUAGAAAGAGAUUGUUUAGUAUCACAUUGUCAUCAUUUGAGAAUUUUGUUAGAAAAAGUUGAUUGUUUUGGACUAGAAGAAGUUGGUACUUUGAAUGAUUUGUUGCAUGGAUUGUGUCUAACUGAUAAUUCCACUUUAGAAUCUUUACGAGAUGACUUGUUUAUAUUGUUGCAUAAACAAUUAUCUAUUGCGAAACCAGUUACAAAAUGUAAAGGUGUUAUGGGGGCAGUAAUGGCAAUAAAACAUUUAGCAGGAAAAGCUGAAACAUGCGACCAAGCUCUGAAGUUAUUUAAUAAGGUAAUGCAGAAUGUAAAGAGUUGUUAUAAAUCGCAGUCUUUGUUCUAUGACCAACUAACACAAAUAAUUGAACAAACCGAACAUAUCAAUAUUGUUUUCAUCGAAAAGAUAAAUAGCUACAUUGAAAAUGAAUUUGUUAAUACAUAUAUGACAGAUAAAGUACAAACCAGGGAAGUUCUAGUACCUAAAUUUGGACUAAAUAAUGCAGAAAAUGAGCAAUUUGCGCCCCAAAACUGCGUGUUAAAUUUUGGAAAUAAAAGAAAUGGUGGACCAAUUGCAUCAAUAUUAUUUCGACUUCUUAAGACGUGUUGUAUGAGACUUAGUGAGCAUGGAGAAUUAGAGGCUAUAGAUGCUCUUUUGGGAUGCGAAAUGUUAAUGCCAGAAAACUUUGAUAUACCAGAAUGUACAACAUUAGAUCUUAUUGUAUGUGGUAUUAAUUGGUUUAGAGAAAUAAUUUCAGGCUUUGUCACACAAACUGAUCCUUUACUGCGAGGACAAGUACUAAAACGUUUAGAUACUUUGAUAUAUUUGCAAAGUGAAUUGAAUAUGUUGCUACCAUUAUGUGACACUAAAUAUCAACCACCACCAUGUUAUUUUCAUUAUUUUCCAUUACCGCCGUUUGUAAAAAUUGAAAAGAAAAUUACUAAAAAAGGAAAGAAACCUACAAAAGAAAAGAAAAUAAACACUUCUGUGACGAUGGAGGAUGAAGAGGAGAUAGAUUCUACACUGUAUUCCAAAAAUCCAGCAUAUUUCAGAAAAUUUGACGCAAAGAUAGCCUGCCUUUUGGACAUUAAAAUAGACGUGCAGACAUCGCAAUCUGAAACACAAGGCAUAUCAAUAAAACAAGUAUGUUUUAUUGUAAAAGAACUUUUGACAAUAUUUGAAAGUGAACCUUCCGAGAGUUUUGUGAAAGAUUUAAUAUACUUAUUACCAAACAUCUGCUCAAAAUUGGACGAUGUUGUCAACAAAUUAAGACAAGAUGACAAUUAUAAUUUUCGAAAAGGUGCAAAAUUAUUAUUGCGCCUCCUCACCAGUAUUUUUAAUUGGAAAGGAUUUUCGAGUGUAACAUACAAUACAUUGUUACGCGAGGGAUUACGUAGUUUGGCUAAACAAGUCAAUGAGGAAAAUACUUCAUUGCGGUCUUGUAAGGAACUUGUUGCAGAAUCAUACAAAUAUUUUGAAUCGUUAAUGGAUAUUGCUACGGAAAUAGCAUUAGCUGCUGCUCUUGUCAAUAUGUGCCAAUCAUUAAUGAAACAUUCUGAGACUUAUAUCCAAGAGCAUAAGAGUAAACAUGCAAAAUUAGCAUAUGGAUUUCUUUGCUUGGAGUGGCCCGAAGACAAGCAUACUGGUUCUCAAUAUAGAUUAUUUGUUAUUCAGUUAUUAAAUAACUGGAUAGAUAAUGAACUGUCGCCAUUAGAUACAGUAACAUCAGUUUUAGAAUGGUUACCAGAUGAAGUCAGCAAUUUUGAAAAUAUUCAAAGCUCUUUAACAAGAAUACCUUCUGUGAAAAGAAAUAUUUUUCAUUUGUUAUAUAAAAAAUUAUUUGACGGUUUAAUUAAAGGUAUAAAUAUAUCGUUAUUAGCGGUCAACUCAGAUCCAAAAAGAAUAAAGAUAUGGCACAAUAUUACUUUAAAUGUUCAAAAACUUGCGCAAAUUUGUAAAACUUUGAAAACAAAGACUAUCAUACAACUAUUUUUGCGUUACAUGCCAAUGUUAAUAAAACAAUUUCUAAAUAUUGGUAUGCCAAUACUUGAAUAUAAUCUGAAAUAUCAAACAGACGAUGUAACUAGUAUUCUAAAAAUGAUGCAAAGUGGUACACGAUACUUACAUGCCAUAUGUUGCGACUGCACAGAAAAAAGGAAUUUACUAUUGUUUAAAUAUGUGCCUAUAGCGAAAUCUACAUUAGAGAAAUUAGUUUAUAGUGUCAAAGGAAUGUUGGUCCUUAACGAUAGUGCAACAGCAUUUUGGAUGGGAAAUCUUGUCAAUAAGAAUUUAGACGGCCAGGAAAUUUUUUCGCAGACGUCAUCAGAGGAAACUACUUUACCAGACAUGAAUAUAAAUUCAGAAGAAUUAACAAAUGCAUCAUCUGAAAUUUUGGACUCCGAUUUAGACGAAAAUUUAAUAGAAGAAAUAGAAGACGAAAAUGAUGAUGUUGAUGAAUCGUAAUCGUAUAAUGAGAAAGAAUAUAAGCUUCUGCGAUU